UGAAGCCGGGCCACUCCCCGAGACUUGCUGGAAUGCAGUCGGAGGGGGUGGGGGGGCGAGCUGCGAGCGCGCUUGCUCCCAAUCACAGGAGGACGAGGAGGAGGAGGAGGAGAACGGCUGCCUUGAGGAAGUACAGAAUGAAGUUGUGGAGCUGAAACUCCCCUCGAUCGUAGCAGGAGGGACGAGAAGCACCCCAAGGCCGCCGCCCGCCCCUCCCAGGGUGCCAGCCCGGCGCCCAGCGCCCACCCUUCGCCUCGCCGCGCCCGGCACCCUCGCAGCCUGGUCCAGCCGGAGCCAUGGGGCCGGAGCCACAGUGAACACCAUGAAACUGGCGGCCUGGUGCCGCUGGGGGCUCCUCUUCGCCCUCCUGCCCCCCGGAGCUGCGGGCACCCAAGUGUGCACUGGCACAGACAUGAAGCUGCGGCUCCCGGCCAGCCCCGAGACCCACCUGGACAUGCUUCGCCACCUCUACCAGGGCUGUCAGGUGGUGCAGGGUAACCUGGAGCUCACCUACCUGCCUGCCAAUGCCAGCCUCUCCUUCCUGCAGGAUAUCCAGGAGGUGCAGGGCUACGUGCUCGUCGCCCACAACCAAGUGAGGCAGGUCCCUCUGCACAGGCUGCGAAUUGUGCGAGGCACCCAGCUCUUCCAGGACAAAUUUGCUCUGGCCGUGCUGGACAACAGAGACCCAUUGGACCAUGCCACUCCUGCCACAGGCGCUGUCCCUGGAGGGUUGCAGGAGCUGCAGCUGCGAAGCCUCACAGAGAUCCUGAAGGGAGGUGUCAUGAUCCAGCGAAACCCCCAGCUUUGCUACCAGGAGACGAUUUUAUGGAAAGACAUCUUCCACAAGAACAACUGGCUGUCCCUGGAGCUGGUAGAUGCCAACCACUCACGGCCCUGCAAACCCUGUUCUUCAGCGUGUAAAGUCCCCCACUGCUGGGGAGAAAGUUCUGAGGACUGUCAGAGCUUGACCCGCACUGUCUGUGCCAGUGGCUGUGCCCGCUGCAAGGGCCCGCUGCCCACUGACUGCUGCCACGAGCAGUGUGCUGCCGGCUGCACAGGCCCCAAGCACUCUGACUGCCUGGCCUGCCUCCACUUCAACCACAGCGGCAUCUGCGAACUGCACUGCCCACCCCUGGUCGUCUACAACACGGACACCUUUGAGUCCGAAAUCAACCCUGAGGGCCGUUACACCUUUGGUGCCAGCUGUGUGGUCACCUGUCCCUACAACUACCUGUCUACGGAUGUGGGCUCCUGCACCCUGGUCUGUCCCCUGAACAACCAAGAGGUGACAGCUGAGGAUGGGACCCAGAAGUGUGAGAAAUGCAGCAAGCCCUGUGCCCGAGUGUGCUAUGGCCUGGGCAGGGAACACUUGCGGGAGGUGAGGGCGGUCACCAGUGCCAAUAUCCAGGAGUUUGCCGGCUGCAAGAAGAUCUUUGGGAGCCUGGCAUUUCUGCCCGAGAGCUUUGAGGGGGACCCAGCCUCCAGCACUGCCCCCCUACAGCCGGAGCAGCUCAGAGUGUUUGAGACUCUGGAGGAGAUCACAGGUUACCUGUACAUCUCAGCGUGGCCAGACAACCUGCCUGACCUCAGUGUCUUCCAGAACCUGCGAGUCAUCCGGGGACGAGUCCUGCACGACGGCGCCUACUCGCUGGCCCUUCAAGGCCUGGGUAUCGGCUGGCUGGGACUUCGCUCACUACGGGAACUGAGCAGCGGGCUGGCCCUCAUCCACCGCAAUGCCCGUCUCUGCUUCAUACACACGGUGCCCUGGGACCAGCUCUUCCGGAAUCCUCACCAGGCCCUGCUGCACAGUGCCAACCGGCCAGAUGAUGAGUGCGAGGGCAAGGACCUGGCCUGCUACCGGCUGUGUGCCCACGGGCACUGCUGGGGUCCUGGGCCCACCCAGUGCGUUAACUGCAGCCAGUACCUGCGGGGCCAGGAGUGUGUGGAGGAAUGCCGAGUACUGCAGGGGCUCCCCCGGGAGUAUGUGAAGGACAGACACUGUCUGCCAUGCCACCCUGAGUGCCAGCCCCAGAAUGGUUCCGAGACCUGCUUCGGAUUGGUGAGGCACUGGUGGGCCCAGGGCCAGCUGAAGGGAAGAAAGGAGGCUGAUCAGUGUGUGGCCUGUGCUCACUAUAAGGACGCUCCCUUCUGUGUGGCUCGUUGUCCCAGCGGUGUGAAACCUGACCUCUCCUUCAUGCCCAUCUGGAAGUUCCCAGAUGAGGAGGGCACAUGCCAGCCAUGCCCCAUUAACUGCACCCACUCCUGUGCGGACCUGGAUGAGAAGGGCUGCCCCGCUGAGCAGAGAGCCAGCCACGUGACCAUCAUCACCACUGUGGUGGGAAUCCUGCUGUUCAUGGUCGUGGGGCUGGUCCUGGGCAUCGUAAUCAAGCGGUGGCGGCAGAAGAUCCGGAAGUACACGAUGCGGAGGCUGCUGCAGGAAACGGAGCUGGUGGAGCCGCUGACGCCCAGCGGAGCGCUGCCCAACCAGGCUCAGAUGCGGAUUCUAAAAGAGACGGAGCUGAGGAAGGUGAAAGUGCUUGGAUCUGGAGCUUUUGGCACAGUCUACAAGGGAAUCUGGAUCCCUGAUGGGGAGAAUGUGAAAAUCCCAGUGGCCAUCAAAGUGUUGAGGGAAAACACAUCUCCUAAAGCCAACAAAGAGAUCUUGGACGAGGCAUACGUGAUGGCUGGUGUGGGCUCCCCAUAUGUGUCUCGCCUCCUGGGCAUCUGUCUGACAUCCACAGUGCAGCUGGUGACACAGCUCAUGCCCUAUGGCUGCCUCCUAGACCAUGUCCGUGAACACCGUGGACGCCUGGGCUCCCAGGACCUGCUGAACUGGUGUGUGCAGAUUGCCAAGGGGAUGAGCUACCUGGAGGAUGUGCGGCUUGUGCACAGGGACCUGGCUGCCCGGAACGUGCUGGUUAAGAGCCCCAACCAUGUGAAGAUUACAGACUUCGGGCUGGCGCGGCUGCUGGACAUCGAUGAGACUGAGUACCAUGCAGAUGGGGGCAAGGUGCCUAUCAAGUGGAUGGCGUUAGAGUCCAUUCUCCGCAGACGGUUCACCCACCAGAGUGACGUGUGGAGCUACGGUGUGACUGUGUGGGAGCUGAUGACUUUUGGGGCCAAACCUUAUGAUGGGAUCCCAGCGCGGGAGAUCCCUGACCUGCUGGAGAAGGGUGAACGGCUACCCCAGCCUCCCAUCUGCACCAUUGAUGUCUACAUGAUCAUGGUCAAAUGUUGGAUGAUUGACUCUGAGUGUCGUCCACGGUUCCGGGAGUUGGUGGCCGAAUUCUCCCGCAUGGCCAGGGACCCCCAGCGCUUUGUAGUUAUCCAGAAUGAGGACAUGGGCCCAUCCAGCCCCUUGGACAGCACCUUCUACCGCUCGCUGCUGGAGGAUGAUGACAUGGGGGACCUGGUGGAUGCUGAGGAGUACCUGGUGCCCCAGCAGGGUUUCUUCUGCCCAGACCCUGCCCCAGGCACUGGGGGCACAGCCCACCGCAGGCACCGCAGUUCCUCCACCAGGAGUGGCGGUGGUGAGCUGACCCUGGGGCUGGAGCCCUCCGAGGAGGAGCCCCCCAGGUCACCACUGGCACCCUCAGAAGGGGCUGGCUCCGAUGUGUUUGACGGUGACCUGGCAAUGGGGGCAGCCAAGGGGCUGCAGAGCCUCUCCCCGCAUGACCCCAGCCCUCUACAACGGUACAGCGAGGACCCCACAGUAUCUCUCUCACCUGAAACUGAUGGCUACGUUGCCCCCCUCACCUGCAGCCCCCAGCCCGAAUACGUGAAUCAGCCAGAGGUUCGGCCACAGCCCCCCUCGCCCCUAGAGGUCCCUCUGCCUCCUUCCUGCCCUGCUGGGGCCACUCUGGAAAGGCCCAAGACACUCUCCCCUAGAAAGAAUGGGGUUGUCAAAGACGUUUUUGCCUUUGGGAGUGCAGUGGAGAACCCUGAGUACUUGGCACCCCGAGGAGGGGCUGCCCCUCUGCCCCAUCCUCCCCCUGCCUUCAGCCCAGCCUUUGACAACCUCUAUUACUGGGACCAGGACCCAUCUGAGCGGGGCUCUCCACCCAGCACCUUUGAAGAGACCCCUACAGCAGAGAACCCUGAGUACCUGGGCCUGGACAUGCCAGUGUGAGCCAAAAGGCCAAGUUGGCUGAUGCCCUGCUGUACCUUCAGGGAGUGGGGAAGGCCUGACUUUGGGCCCACAUCAGGAUGAGGCAGAAGAGGACCCUCUGACCGUGUCCAGAGGAGCCUGCCCAUGCUAAGAACUUGUCCUCAGGACCCUUCAACCCCAGGUGGCUGAGAGGGGCCUGGCCUGGCCUGGCCUGGCUGGAAGAAGAGGGGAGGCUGAGGAGCCUUGACUGGUUUUUUUGGAGCCCUGCCCCACCAGACCCUAGGGGCCAACGGAUGCCACAGCCAGCCCCCACACCUGAGGCAGCAGCCCAGCCUAACCCUCUUCCAGAUCCCUGGUCUGGAAGGACUUUGGAAGCUAGGCCUAGUAGGGGAAGAGGCCUCAAGCGGAUGAGAAAAGGGAGUUUCUAACUAAGAACAAGAGCGACUUUCAGAGACAAUGUCCCUGAGACUCAUCUUUGCUCCCCUGGAAGAAGGGGCAACUGUGUCCAGAAUCCAGUUCUUGUACAGAGUGCUUUUUUGUUGUUACCUUUUUUUUUUUUAAAGAUGAAAUAAGGACACGGGGGGAGAGGGGGUGUUGUAUGGAAUGGGGCCCCUGGGGUUGGGGGAAGGGAUGUCCCCUUUCUCCACACCCACCUUCUCCCGUUUGCAAAUAUAUUUUGGAAAACAGUUGAGGCCAGCCUCUGCCUGGGAGUGGCUCUGUGCUAUCCCUUACUGCUAGUCUCCUAACUUAGACUCAUCUCAUCCUGUCCUGGGGAAGGAGGUGGCAGGCUGUCAAUCUUCAGAAAGCCCCACUGAGGAGCCUAACUUCAAGUUCCCUGGCUUUUGGGGAAGGGGUGAUCUGGGGAGUUAGGGGUUCUGAGAGCCCGUUGAUAACCAGAUCAUUCCUGUUUAGAACAAACUAAUUCCUAAAGCCACCCACCAGAAUGGGAUAACUUUCUCCCUCUGGGUAAGAAGACUUGCGGGUGGGGUGGGGGACAGAAGGGGCAGGGUCUACUGUGUGACUUAUUUUCCUUGCUUUGGCUAUAAGAGAGGAGCUCGUUAAACAAGAAGGAACUAUCCAGAAAAGGCCCACUCGGCCACCACAGCCAGAUGAUACAAAAGCUGCCCCCCACACUCCUGGAUUGGACAUAAAAACACACUAGUUGGCACA
This is a messenger RNA of Loxodonta africana (African savanna elephant), 5278 nucleotides long. It is a transcript of the gene ERBB2, whose product is annotated as erb-b2 receptor tyrosine kinase 2. Gene Ontology annotation, molecular function: ATP binding; transmembrane receptor protein tyrosine kinase activity. The coding region runs from base 323 to 4129 and encodes 1268 amino acids. The transcript has 27 exons. Gene Ontology annotation, cellular component: signaling receptor complex; plasma membrane; basal plasma membrane. Lineage: Eukaryota; Metazoa; Chordata; Mammalia; Proboscidea; Elephantidae. The record is from RefSeq and is a predicted model, not a curated record. Gene Ontology annotation, biological process: multicellular organism development; positive regulation of cell population proliferation; negative regulation of apoptotic process.